Maylandia zebra (zebra mbuna) is the source of this 5662-nucleotide messenger RNA. NCBI's taxonomy places the organism in Eukaryota, Metazoa, Chordata, Actinopteri, Cichliformes, Cichlidae. The record is from RefSeq and is a predicted model, not a curated record.
UUUUGUCCGGGCCAAAGAGCGACAUCCGAAGGGGGAUCAACACUCGGAGAUGCUCGGGUCAAGAUGAUCUCACACUGCUGUUGUUGAGGCCCGGGCUCUGGGGAGGCCAGUCCAUGACUGACAGUGUUCAGUCGUAUGUUUUUCUAUCCAGUUUUAGAAGGAAUAGCAGGAGUGCAUCCUAGUCCCAUCAGAGCCUGACCCCGUUUCCGUGAGCUACGUUAGAGUGUAGCCCCUCUGGGACUUGUCCCCUCCUCGUGCUGACGAAGGGAAGAAGGCCACAGCUGGCCCAUCCUAGCCCAGCUCAACUUAGCCUGACAAAACCUCAGCCUUGCAUCACCUAAUCCUGCCUGCUGCAAAGAACCUAAAGUGAGGGGUCCUACACUUGGAUGAUCUGGGGGAGGAGAGAGCACAGUGAGCCUGUCAUGUAAGCCGCCUCCUUUGGGGCCACCUCUCGGUGUACACUGCUUCCUGCCUCAGGUAGAAGCCUCAGUGUUUCUGCUGCUGAGGCGUCAGGCAGUUCUCUUUCUCCCUCUCCUCUUCACUCCCUCCCGCUGAGAAGGCAACACAUCCUCUCGCAAAGCACGGAAAUGGAGAAGAGCUGCUCAGAGUGCACAGAGCCGACUCUUGCACAGAGUCUGUGUACGCUCUGCAACAAGUGGUUGUGUUACCAGUGCACAGAUGUGCACCAGCAUCUGAGAACCCCCAACACUUCCCAGUACAUGGAAUCACACCAGCAACAGAGGCCCAGUGCCACCCAGUUCCCAGAACUGCACCAGAGGGGCUCCAGCUCCCUGCCUCCUACUGGACAAGGCCCGGGGUCGUAUCCUUGGUCCCUCCUCAUGUGCCACUCUCACAGACAGGAGCCCUUGGAGCUUUUUUGCGAGUCAUGUGACCUUCUGUGCUGUAGCAGCUGUCACCUGUCCUCCCACAAAAACCACAGGGUGGUGCAGAUCGGAAAGGCCCUACAGGAUCAGCAGUGGCUGUUUGAGAGUCUGAUGGUUCAGGUGGAGGAGAAGAGGUCUGCAGUGGAGAACAGCGCUAAACAAAUAGAGGAGAGGCUUCACGGAGUGAAGAUUGCACACAGGAAGGCAGAGAACCAGAUUAAAAUGGCAAAGAUGAUUAUGAUGAACGAGCUUAACAAACGAGCCAACCUAUUAAUAGAGCAACUGGAGAAGAUUGCAGAGGGCUUCCAGCAGCGUCUGGAGGACCAGCUGCAAGGGGCAAUAGAGAUAUGUGGCCAGCUGGACCAUAUUCAGAAGUUCAUCACCUGGGCUAUGACCCAUCACUGCACAAGCCCGGUGCUCUUCAGCAGAGCUCUGAUUUCACUCCAGAUGCAGCAGCUGCUUGAGGCGUCACACCACUCAGAUUCUUGGAGUCCUGUGAAGAUAAAAUUCAACUGGGAUGCUAGUUACUGGACGAAACAAAUUUCCUGUUUAGGUCAGCUGACUGUUGAGGGGGGAAACUGCGCUUAUCCCCCAGGGUUGGCCUGCUCCAGUAUUAUGAGACCCCAGCCCAUUACCUGCUUGACUCUGCCACCAGUGUUUCACAGAGGACGAGAGCCGGGCUGUGGGUACCAAGCCUGCUGUGAGCCUCAGAUGUGCUGCCUUCAUGGCAUUCAUUCGCAGCCAGAUCUUCCCAGUCUGGACAAAAGCCAGCUGGACACCACACUUUAUAACUCCAGCUGUGCUCAGCCGGCUCAUAUUUCUGCUUCCCAGCACCAGAACCAGCAGAUCCAGAGGUUCUGGGACCAGGAGAGUUCCUUGCAGCGUCCUCCACCUGCAUCACCUGUCCCAAACAGAAGGCACAAUCAGCUCAGCCGCAGCCGAGCAUCUGCAUCUCAGCCACAAGCUGCUGACUCACAACCACAUUCUCAGUCUAAGUCCUAUCUUUCUCAUCAUCAACACCGCAAAGAAGUUCUUCCAAAUACCCAGGCUCGGCUAAGUGCAGAGCGUGGGAGACCAAACCGGCGUCGGGGGAAGCUAUCGACCAGCAGAUCUCUGCAACAGGAGCUCAGCUACACGGCUCUGGAAAGGGAUCCAAUGAGUGAAGAGAACCGGGUGGAAACGCAUCGUGUGGAGGAGACCUGUGGACAAAUAGCGGUUGCUGAAAGGAGGGAGAUGUUGGAUCAAGAGCUACAACAGGGCAGGAGGGUGCAGAGUCCUGUCCAACAGCAGCAGCUGCUGCUGUGUUUAUCAGGUGUGAGAAAAGAGCAAAAGAGGACCAACUCUGCACUGACCGUCAAAGACCACAGAGAUGCCAGGCCUGAAUCCUGCAUACGUUUCCCAGGGGGCAUAGAUCAGAGAUCCACAUCCCUGGAGGUGACAGUGACAGCCCACGAGUGUGUGUCUGAUGUGCAGAAUAGCAGCAGGCUGAGCACUGGCUCGGUGUGCUCGAGGAGGAAGAGGCGCUCCCAGAGCAUCCCGACAGAACUGGCAGCCCCGUCCGCCAGCCCUUACGCCGAAAGGCCCACAGGAUGGGCUUGUAGCCUAGAAGCGGGAGCUGCAAAUAAGUAUUACGUGCUGGAUCCCAGACAGAGGAGAGCAUCAGAUGGGGUGCUCUGUGUGGCCAAGGAAACUUCAACUGAACCUCCUUUAAUGUCCUAUAAGACAGAGCCAGAUCACCCCAUCACUUACGUAAAUGAAGAGAUUGGUUUUGAUGCCAACAAGAAAUGCAGCUUCUCAAGUAACAGCAACAGCAGUGAUGUUCAGAACGACUCUGCAAGGCCCAGGGUUCCAGUCAUUUGCCUCGAGCGUCUCAAAAUACUCGUGUCUCAGCUCCCACCACACGGACGAAGACAGAGUGACCCUCUACCUGCCAGUGGGACGGAUAAGAGCGAAACCCUCCCUCAGGGAAUAACAGGAGAAUCUGAGACUAGUGGGGCCACCCGCGUGCUUGCAGCACCAAAGCGACAAACUUGUAAUGAGUCCACCGCACAAUCAGACUGCAGCGACAGCAACAUAGGGGUACCUGUUCCUCGUAAAGAAUCCACACUGCUCUCCGCUGACUCUGAAUAUGUGGCACCAAGUUUCUAUGAACUGGAUCUGGAUUCUGACUCUGAUCCCAGGUCAGUGUCAGAGGAAGCAGUCAUCUCUCAGGCUGAUUCAGACCCACAGCUUGACUCAGAUGCAUCACCAGAUUCUGACCCGAAUGCACCGUCUUCAUCUGAGGCUGAACUGGAGUGUAGAGCUGAGCAGAAGUCUGCAGAGAUGGGGCUGUGUGGCGACUCAGAGCCAAGUCUGGAGUAUGAGGCAGAUCCAGAAUCAGAUGCGGGACCAGACGGCCGAGGGUUGGAUGCAGAUACAGAAUCAGGUGAUGCUGAAACGGAGUCCGACAUCCAGCCUGUAUACGACCCCACUUUUCAGGGCGAGACUGAUUCUGACGUGGUCUCCGAUCAGCCUCCAGACUCUCAGGGCUCUGUGGCAUCUGAGCUCGAUGUAGACUCUGAACCCGAGCUGACCACCGAUGACCCGCAACCGCUUCGCUCUGACCUGGAUGAGGAGAUCGGUCCAGGUCAGAGGCCGCUCCUGAUUGCAAAUCCCGUUGUUCCCGGAGACACAGAGGAAGUCCAGACUGAGCAAGACAGCACAGAGUUGGAGAGUGAGGAUUUUUGUGCCGUUUGUCUGAUCGGAGGAGACCUGCUAUGCUGUGAUCGCUGUCCAAAAGUCUUCCACCUCUCUUGCCAUAUCCCCCCUUUGCCGACCUUCCCCUCAGGUGACUGGGUGUGCACCCUGUGCAGAGAUGUUCUACACCAAGGUGUCGAAUACAACGGUGACAAUGAGAGAGCAUCUGGAGAAAAUGCAUCAGCAAAUUUGCUAUCUCCAUGUGACCAGAAAAAAUGUGAGCGGCUGACACUUCUGAUCCUCAGUAACAUCCUGAGUGCGCCAUUCCAAGAGCCCGUCAGUCCACUCGCACGCCAUUACUACCAGAUCAUCAAGAGGCCAAUGGACCUGUCUGUGAUCAGGGCCAAGCUGAGCAAGGGGAAUACCCAGUGUUACAGCUCACCUGAUGAGUUUGUGGCCGACAUGUAUCUCAUGUUCCGCAACUGUGCAAAGUUCAAUUACCCUGACUCUGAGGUGGCCCAAGCAGGCCGCAGCCUCGAGGCCUUCUUCACCUCCAACCUGAAGGAAGUUUUCCCAGGCAGAGUCUUCCCCAUGGCUGAGGUGGAUUCAGACAGCGAUGAGUACGACGAGGCUUACAGGACCACUGAGAGCGGGUUCCCUUGGCCAGAGAGAAGAGAGCAGUGCCACAGGAAGAGGAAGAGGAGGCAGUCUCUCAAGUCGAGGAGGCAUCAUUUCUAAUUAGAGCUUAAUAGUGCGCAACCAUGGCAGAAAACAUGUUAUUUCUGUUUAUAAAUAUGCUGUUUUUUUUUCAUUUAGCAGCCAGAGGGAAUGCACCAGUGUUUCUAAAAGCAAGCCAACCUUGUGGUUUGCAGUGAUAUGACAGUACUGCCAUCUGAUGGCAGCUAAACAUGCGAAAAUAGGAUUGAGAGUAGUAACUAAUGCAGGAGUCAUUAUUAUCCAUGCAACUCAUCGGAGGGGCUGAGUGCGAAAAUGGAAAUAAGUGAAGGUCACAUUGUAUAGGUUACGCAGUCAUACCUCUGUGGAUCUCGGUUUGUUGCUUCUACAGCCAUGUAGUGAGGUGAUGCUGUAAUACUUCCUUUAUCAUGUCAUAUUUUGCCGGCUAAGCAUAUGCUCCUGAUACACUGCACUGCUUGCUAUUUUCUGCUAACAUAAAAUACCUUAUAUAUCUUUCAUCACAUGCUUUUUUUGUACAGAGGAUGCUGUAGUUGGAUGCUUAUUAAUCGCACUUUGCAUCUUUAUUAAGUGGACUUUUUCAGGUCAUCAUAGCCCUGAUUAUACGCAGUACUCUGAAACUUUGUCGGUAAAUUCUGUACUUACCAUAUUCACGAGUUUCCAAAUCAUUUAUGCACGUGUCACUGUAUAAACUUUUAUUUUACUAUAUGAAUGAUUGCAGGCAAUUAACAUAGGUUUGAUCAUUGUUAUAAUUAUGUGUGUCAGUAGCCUUUUUUGAAAAGCAGCAGCAAAUUGUUUAGAUUAGAGGAAGACAGGAUGUGAGAGAUCGUGGGCACCGUAAGCACUGUUAGAGCUCACCGGGGCAUUUUUAUUAUUGGAGAAUUUAAUAUCUGGAGCAAACAGUUCAUGAAAUGUAAAAUUUCACAUUUAGCUAACAGAUAAGUUUGUGUAUGUAUAUUGCAAAUUAUUUCUCUUGGAGCAAAAUCUUCCACUCUUCUCUUAUCGGGAUGUCUCAGGCUUACUGAAAGUCUAAGGUGUUGUUAUCUUUGAUUACUGAUGAGUAUAAAAAUGUACUUGCUGCUGUGUGUAGAGAAUUACUGUCGAAAGGAAAUGCAUAAUUUUAUAAAAAAAACGCUGUAGCGCAUUUCCUGUUUUUAACUAUGCUGUACUUGGUUCCUGCAGCUUAAUAUACGCUUUGUGUGACUCAUGGCGAUGGAUGUACAAAAGUAGCGAAUGUAUAGUAUAUGUAAUGCUAUUCCUUUUGACAUCAGUAGAUCUAAUAGGCGUAAGGGGAAACUGCCAUAGUUGCUGUCACUGUUUCAAGAGAAAUGUUGUCUUUUUUCCUUUUUUGUAACUGUAAUUAUAAAUGCACAAAUAUUAAUAUCAAUAAAACGCAUUCAUGAAAAAAA